Messenger RNA from Sinocyclocheilus grahami, 1140 nucleotides. Its product is annotated as putative hydrolase RBBP9. The coding region runs from base 121 to 675 and encodes 184 amino acids. Gene Ontology annotation, molecular function: hydrolase activity. The transcript is spliced from 5 exons. The record is from RefSeq and is a predicted model, not a curated record. Lineage: Eukaryota; Metazoa; Chordata; Actinopteri; Cypriniformes; Cyprinidae.
GGAGAGCAGCCUGGCGGACUGUGCUCGAGGCGGCGCUGCGCAGCAGGAGAACAACACUUCCUCGCAGGGGUCACUUCCGCGCAGGGCUCUGUGUGACAGAGGAGCGGAGCUCGGGUUGUAAUGCCUCUGAAGAGAGCAGUGAUCGUGCCGGGAAACGGCGCAGGGAACAUUGAGCACUGUAACUGGUAUGGAUGGGCAAAGCAGCGAAUAAACGAGAUUCCAGAUGUGUCUUGUACGCUGAAGAACAUGCCGGAUCCUGUGACUGCCAGAGAGAGCAUCUGGCUGCCGUUCAUGGAGAAGCAGCUGAAGUGUGAUGAAGAAACGGUCAUCAUCGGACACAGCUCAGGAGCCGCUGCAGCCAUGAGGUAUGCAGAAACACACAAUGUUUUUGCGGUUGUUCUGGUAGGUGCGUACACAUCAGACCUGGGAGAUGAGAAUGAACGCGAGAGCGGAUAUUUCAGCCGGCCAUGGGAAUGGGAGAAGAUGAGAACAAACGUGAAGUUCAUAAUUCAGUUCGGAUCUACAGACGACCCCUUCCUGCCCUGGGAAGAGCAACAGGAAGUGGCUGAUGGACUGAAGACAGAUCUACAGAAAUACUCGGACCGCGGGCAUUUCCAGAACACAGCCUUUCCAGAGCUCAUCGAUGUAAUAAAACGCCUCAAAACCAACAGCUAAAAACAAAAACUCAUCCUGUCUGUGUUUGGAAAUACUCAUUUUUAUUUUUUAGGGGCCAAAUUAAUCAUGCAUGUUUGAAGAAGUGAUGGCGGUGUAUUAUUGUGGCAGAUGUUGAAACAUUUUCAUUUAUUUUCAAUACAAGUAUAUCAUGUAAAUCUUCAAAUACUCAAGCUUUCUUUACAGUAGUACAUAGAAAUCCACACGUCUGAAAUAAAAUGCCCGUGUAAACUGAGACGAAGCGAACAUAGUGAUUAAUACAAAAUCAAAGACGUAGAAGUAAUGGCACUUACAGCAGUCAAACACAAACAGCGUCCAAACACUGAUCUCAGUUCAAGUUCUUACACAUGUGAGGGUUUUCUUGCUUCUUACGUAGACAUAAAAUCCUGUAUUUAAACAGGGAAGGUUCAAAUGUAAAUCCUGGUACUAAUCAGUUAUAGCACCAUAUUAAGGGUCAACAUAAUUCAG